GAAUGUAGACUGUAGACUGUAGACCGAGUCAGAGCGAUGUAUAAAUCUACGAAGCAUGAAACCCUCGCAGCAGGGUUCGGGAUUCGGCCCGAUUCUCAGGAGGCAGGGAGAAAGAUGAGAAUAAUGUGUUUAGUUUCUCCCUCGCACAUCGGUCCCCCGCUGGAUACGAUUGAGACUUGGCCGGAUUGAGCCACGAGAAUCGCUAGAGUGGGGAUGAAGCUAUAUAACCUUGGGGUUGGUCGCCGAGGAAGCGAAUCCUCCGAGAAAGACGCGCGUGCGGUUGAAUGCAACGCGAGGGCGGCAAAUUGCGUCGUGGAUAACAGUCAUUCGGUUUUACCAAAAAACCCCCGAGGGAAGAUAAUGCUCGCGUAAAUACGCGUAUUUUCGCUCAUCGUUGAUCGACGAUCGCCAAGACGAGAGAAAAAUGGAUUUUACAAUGGUGUUAUCUAUUGUCAUCGCUAUUCUGUCAAUGAAGGAAAGGGAAACGUGGGACACAUUGGAGUAUUUGAAAAAGACAAGUGGCACAUGUGCUUGAGACACAGGAGCACACGAGACACACGUGUGCGCCACUAAAGAAUGUGCACGAUAUAACGCAGCAGAUGUGGAGAGUAAAAUUAUUUCAUAUUGAAAAGGAUGUUUGAUAGCAGCUAAUAAAGUUGCUUCCAAAUUACGUGACAAAAUAUAUUCAAUUUGUAAUUUCAUUUAAAGCGAAAAUUAAUUUAAUAGAGAAACGAGACAAGACUAAUGGCACGCGCGCGCGAAACUACACGAAAUGAGAACGAGUCACGCUUUGGCCAGAGAUCCAGAAUCCGUAAAUUCGUUGGCGCACUGCGAUAGGGCCAUCAAAGCGAUCGAACAGGAGGAUCGUGCGACAAUCGUGGACGACAGAACCUCCAGAUUGUAUUCCACAUGGCUGUCUCAAGAAUGCGAAGUGCGAGCCGGCCCGGAGUAUAUAAUCAGAAAAUACACAUUUUUCAAGAACGGCACGUUUCUCCUGCUACGUUAUUAUUAUGCCGAGGAGUCGUGCAGCAUAGCGACGCAUACUGUCACAAUUCGGGGUUCCAUCAAGUUGCUGGGAUCUUCGACCGUUGUUUCUGGCGCUACCAAAACGAGAUUUCACAUAGAUGCCAUUAAUAUUGUACCUUUGAAUCGACAGGUGGCUCACAAGUUUGGACACAGAUUGAAUCUGACUUGCGGUCCCCAGCCGAAAUGGCGACCUUACGUUGCUGAAGUGGUUUACGAGCAGCCGCGGCAGCGCUCGGCGACGCCGCUGUGGCAAGGUCCGAUCUACAAUUCUCUGCAAGCUCACUCAUUUACGAAGAGGCGGCUCGGUAUAAACUGUUUAGAGCCUUUCGGGAUCGAAUUCACUGAAUUGAGGCUGCUGAGAGUGCAAAAGAAGCCGUUCGGAAGCUUGUCCAGCAACAAUCGAUACCAUAAGCUUCCACAAUUCCAACUUUUUUUGGCCAGUUCCACACCCAACAUUCACUCUCGUUGGAAUUACAAACCUACCUCCUUGCAGCCUACAGCCAUGGUCCGCGCUGACACGGCGAGCGAUUGCCCGAUAUGCAGUGGCGUAUCUCGGAGCACCGAGUUCAGCCCACCUCUUCUCCACCAAACGGCGGCUCUACCCGCAUUGAUCGGAGGUUAUUGGCAUAGUGAGAGGUGCGAGAGCUCCGAGGGCGGUAUCUGGUCCAAACGUCAACUUCAAAUACAUUCGGGAGACAGAUUGUGGACCGGUCGAUGGGACUACUACGACGAUCCGCAAUGUUCAACGUUUCUGUACGCGAUUACAGCAGCCGGAAGUUACAUUCAGCGAGCUGGAAGACAGAGACGUCACGAAGAAGUCGAUCAAGAAACUUUCCUCGGCCGCUUGCUCAAUGUCUCCACGAGACCCUUGUUCAAAAGGAGUGUCACCAAUCCGUCAACUAUUCAUCCUCUACGAAGCAUAGAUCUCCAUCGACGUAACAACUUGUACGUUGCGAACGGGCCAAAAGAUGAGAAAUGGUCUGUUACAAUAGAUAAAAAGGUACAAAGACAGGAAAGAUCGUUGACUGAUGGCGUUCAUCGGCUCUUGCGCGACGAGAAUCCCAUAGUUCGAUCGAGAUUCGCGGCAAUGCUGCGAGAUGAUCGGAUAUAUGAGACCGCUACCAGAAAGCCUUUUCCCACCUGGAGCACCCUUUCCGGUACCACGGAGCUAGAUCUGCACAUUGCCGAGAGCAUUUUGAUUCCCGGAGACGCCACGGUAUCCGCUCGUUGUAGUGCCGAUCGGCGGCUCGGCGUGCCGCUCACCACCUGGCCGAGAACGUGCAUUCCUCGCGCCAUCGAGGCGCCCUCGACGUUGGGACUGCGGGCUAAGCUGGACGUCAACUGGAACGGUCAGUACAUCCUGCUGUUGGGCUCGCGAGAUGACAAUGCCUGGGAGGCUCCUCUGCGGCAAUGCGCGCAGAUUCCACCUCGCAAUUCUGUUCUACGAGCGCAUCUCCGAAGAAGCGUCGGUCUUCGAUUCGGACUGCUCUCCUCAGCGUCGUCGAGCCGAAUCUUUGGAAUCUCCGCUUGGCUCCUCUUAUCGCGAAUCUUGCAAUGCUCCGUGUAUUAUCUUGUACGGUGAUAUUAGACGUCCGAGUCGUUAUCUUCGUCGAGGAGCGUUUGAAUUCGGAAUUUGAGAAAGAGAUUUGAUGAAAUAUAUAUGGAGUUUAAACAUUCCAAGACAUUCUCCCCUUUCGUCUUCUCUUGGAAAAUUCCGUAGGAUCGCGCGCGUAAGUUUGUAUAUGUGUAAAUAGAAUUGAAAAUCGAAAGAUCACGGCAGUAAUUCCGGUAGAGAGUGGCGCAAUUAAAUUAAUUACCCGUUUCGUUAUGCAAAAGUAUCAUCGAUCGACUUUAAAAGAGCGCGUAAUAAUAAUUCGUGGAUGAAGAUGGCCAUUAUUACGCGAUGAUUACGAUGACAUAUCGUAUAAGCUUACCCUACUCUUUCGCUACUCUGUAUUAAAAUUGAGAUACAUAUCUGCGAUUAAUUGUAAUUUAA
Temnothorax curvispinosus is the source of this 3022-nucleotide messenger RNA. RefSeq lists its product as uncharacterized. Gene Ontology annotation, molecular function: Wnt-protein binding. Bases 773 to 2608 code for a protein of 611 amino acids. Gene Ontology annotation, biological process: negative regulation of Wnt signaling pathway. Gene Ontology annotation, cellular component: plasma membrane. Lineage: Eukaryota; Metazoa; Arthropoda; Insecta; Hymenoptera; Formicidae. The transcript is spliced from 6 exons. The record is from RefSeq and is a predicted model, not a curated record.